CUGGCGCUGAUGUCAUUGUGCGUGAUGAUGUUCACAACGCUCCAAAUGAUGGUGUCAUUCGAACGCUGCGUGGAGUAUACAGAACUAGAUCCCGAGGCCGAAAACGCCACAACGCCUGAAAACUCUGAGGAUAUGGUUGGCUCAAAUAUUCCUGAUGCGUGGCCGUCACGUGGAAAGCUUGAGUUCCAGGGCUACUCAGGAUCCUACAGAGUCGGUGUAUCUCCUAAUGUGCUAAACAACCUCACAUUUGCCGUGAAUCCUAUGGAAAAGGUGGGUAUUGUCGGUCGAACAGGAGCGGGCAAGUCUUCCCUCGUGCUCGCUCUACUGCGGAUGCUCACAACUUCUCAAGGCCGAAUUCUCAUCGAUGACGUCGAUAUCUCCGAUGUGCCACUGAAGAGGCUCCGCAGCGCAAUAACAGUAAUACCGCAGGAUCCGAGCUUGGUGCGGGGCACUCUGAGAGUCAACCUAGACCCGACGGGGUCGCACUCAGACGAGCAACUGCGGGAGGCGCUGCACCAGGCCCACCUGACAUCCAUGGUUGUCCGUCACCCAGCUGGCUUGCAGAUGGAGACUGCAGAUGGAGGCACUAAUUUAAGCGUGGGCCAGCGGCAGCUGGUGUGCCUCGCACGCGCCCUUCUGCGUGGAUCCAGGAUCAUUCUGCUCGACGAGGCCACGUCGCAGAUGGACGGCGACACGGACAAGCUCAUACAGAGGACGCUGAGGGAGGCCUUCAUAAAGUGCACAGUGCUGGCUAUCGCUCAUCGCAUACACACCGUGCUAGACUAUGACAGAAUACUCGUUUUAGAAGAUGGAAGAGUGAAGGAGUACGGAACUCCCGCCACAUUGUUGUCCGAUUACAACUCUCGUUUUUACAAGAUGGCCGCGGAUGCAGGAAUCACCGCCGCCCUACCAUUCCUGCCGAGUGCUUCUACCCAUCUGUAAUCGAUCGCGGAAAAUAUAUGAAGUUUUCUUAGAAAAUGUGUGGAGUGAAGUCAAAGCAGAUUAGUAGGACAAACUGUUCCUGAUACAGUCGCUCUGUGACUUUUUUUUCUAUUUUCUGUCUUGAUUGGAAGCUUGCUGGUUCAGUUUCGCUCUCUGUUUUAUUUGUCAGGCUUACCGUAGAAUCAUGUUUCGCCGUUAACGCGACAAUAUUAAACAGCAUAACCGAUAGCUUUUCAUGUGCACGAUGUAAAAAUCAAGAGAGUUUUAUUAACUUAACGUAGGAGCCACGAAUAAAAUCAAAGACCGAUUAUAAUACACACGUCAAAAACGGUAUAAUAUGUUUGUUUUAUAUGUUAUGACACAUACCUAGCUGCAAAAAAAAAAAAAAACUAUGUGUUGUAUGUUUUCAAGCAGCAUUUGAUCAAAAACGGGAGAUAAUGUAUUAUAUAUUUGGCGCUGACAAUAUCAGUGAGGCGCAGGUGUAUUAGAUCAUCAAAUUAUUAUCCACUUAUCUGCUGUCAGAUUAUCUUGUUAUUUCAGUAAUGGUGGUUUUUGACUAAUGGCUAUUGAGUAAUGGCUAGUAUAAUUGAUUACUGGCUGUUUAUCACACCUGAGUGAGUAAGUGUAACAGAGUAGGAUAAGGGGUCGAAAGGCAUUGGCGAAGCUCUUGCGCCUUCAAACAUCGCGUGACAGUCGCUACCAAGGACCAUCGGCCGUCUUA
Molecule: messenger RNA, 1663 nt
Organism: Dermacentor andersoni
Lineage: Eukaryota; Metazoa; Arthropoda; Arachnida; Ixodida; Ixodidae
Product: ATP-binding cassette sub-family C member 3-like
Biological process (GO): transmembrane transport
Cellular component (GO): membrane
Molecular function (GO): ATP hydrolysis activity; ATP binding; ATPase-coupled transmembrane transporter activity
Source: RefSeq, a predicted model, not a curated record